Molecule: messenger RNA, 1986 nt
Organism: Hydractinia symbiolongicarpus
Lineage: Eukaryota; Metazoa; Cnidaria; Hydrozoa; Anthoathecata; Hydractiniidae
Exons: 3
Coding region: 1465-1956 (163 amino acids)
Source: RefSeq, a predicted model, not a curated record
CAUGGAGGGGAGGGCAUGCUGUUCUGCCCGGAUAAUGAACAUUGGCCUGAUUAAGUACAGCAGCUUGCCCCGGUUAAGAACAGGGCAGAAAAAACAUAAUCAGGGCAACAUAAUCAGGACAGGCCAGCUUAUUACUCAAAAAAUAUUAUUUGGCACUUUUAAAAGGAACAUAAUCAGGGCAGGCCAGUUUAUAUACGACAGUGUAAUAUUAUUUCUCACUUAUUAUAGAACGAACAUAAUCGGGGCAGGCCGACUUAUGUAUGACAGUCAAUUAUUAUUCGACUCUUAUAGAACGAACGUAAUCGGGGCCGACCGGCUUAUGUAUGACAGUGAAAUAUUAUUCGAGACUUAUAGAACAAACGUAAUCAGGGCAGGCCAGUUUAUAUACGACAGUGUAAUAUUAUUUCUCACUUAUUAUAGAACGAACAUAAUCGGGGCAGGCCGACUUAUGUAUGACAGUCAAAUAUUAUUCGACACUUAUAGAACGAACGUAAUCGAGGCCGACCGGCUUAUGUAUGACAGUGAAAUAUUAUUCGAGACUUAUAGAACGAACGUAAUCAGGGCAGGCCAGUUUAUAUACGACAGUGUAAUAUUAUUUCUCACUUAUUAUAGAACGAACAUAAUCGGGGCAGGCCGACUUAUGUAUGACAGUCAAAUAUUAUUCGACACUUAUAGAACGAACGUAAUCGGGGCCGACCGGCUUAUGUAUGACAUUUUUCUAUUAUUUCUCACUUAUUAUAGAACGAACAUAAUCGGGGCAGGCCGACUUAUGUAUGACAGUCAAAUAUUAUUCGACACUUAUAGAACGAACGUAAUCGGGGCCGACCGGCUUAUGUAUGACAGUGAAAUAUUAUUCGAGACUUAUAGAACGAACGUAAUCAGGGCAGGCCAGUUUAUAUACGACAGUGUAAUAUUAUUUCUCACUUAUUAUAGAACGAACAUAAUCGGGGCAGGCCGACUUAUGUAUGACAGUCAAAUAUUAUUCGACACUUAUAGAACGAACGUAAUCGGGGCCGACCGGCUUAUGUAUGACAUUUUUCUAUUAUUUCUCACUUAUUAUAGAACGAACAUAAUCGGGGCAGGCCGACUUAUGUAUGACAGUCAAAUAUUAUUCGACACUUAUAGAACGAACGUAAUCGGGGCCGACCGGCUUAUGUAUGACAGUGAAAUAUUAUUCGAGACUUAUAGAACGAACGUAAUCAGGGCAGGCCAGUUUAUAUACGACAGUGAAAUAUUAUUCGAGACUUAUAGAACGAACGUAAUCGGGGCCGACCGGCUUUUAUAUCAUUCGUGACAAGCAAAUAGGAAAGUAUCGCAAAUGAAACGAAAUUCGCAAUUUACGUGGAGCCUUUUUUUCUUUCGCCAGACAGGAUGUCUAGUUUCUUACAAAUUCGAAGAAAACGUUCGAAAAAACUUUCAUUUAAAUUUUUCAAUCGUCGGAGCUACACUAGUUUUAGUUAAGCCAUGGAAGUUCAUCGCCAAAAAUUUGAACAAUUUGCCCAGCGUUACACAGGCACUGGUAAAAGACCAACGAGUGGCACAAUAACAAGAGAGUUCGGGAAGAAAAUUUCCCAGAACUUAAAAAGCAAUGGGUCAGACAGUAAAAAGGUUACAGAAGCACGUCGCUUCAGAUUAUUGACUCAGAAGUUUAAGCUGAUGAACUGCGAAGAGCUGGGAAUGGUGGAUAUUUUGAUUGUGCCUUCACAAGAAGCUAAAAACCAUACAAGUAAUCAAUCGAUACCUAAAGGUUACUUAAGAGUGGCAUACGUAGAUGAAUUCUUUGACAUCAUACGCUUAAUUCACUGUAAUGAAUUAAAACACGCUGGUGUGAAAAAGACAUUCAAAAAGAUGCCAUCAACACACAACAACACAGCGCUACAGGAUUUACUCCGUACGAGCUGGUAUUUGGACAGCCACCAUCAACCACAAUCAUACCGACUGUUUCAAAACAGUUGAAGGUUAUCACUGAUUCGAACUUUGAUAACG